CUGAAACUAGAUUAAAAUGGCGGCCGAUGAUUACUUGAACGAAAUGCGACGAUACUUUGAAAAUAAUAACCGCACAAAGGACUUCGUUGCUCACACAGCCAAGGUUCAUUCAGUUGCAUGGAGCUCCGAUGGUAGAAGACUCGCAUCAGGAUCUUUUGAUAGAACUGUUAGCAUUUUCGUCUUGGAAAAAGAUCGAUUGACAAAAGAAACAACCUUCAAAGGUCAUGGUGAGAGUGUUGAUCAGCUCUGUUGGCACCCCAGCAAUCCAGAUCUCCUUGUUACAGCAUCAGGAGACAAAACUAUCCGAGUAUGGGAUGCUAGAGCCAGCAAGUGUGUAUCAGUAGUAAAUACCAAAGGAGAGAAUAUAAAUAUUUGUUGGAGUCCAGAUGGGAACACAAUAGCAGUGGGAAAUAAGGAAGACCUUAUUACAUUUAUUGAUGCAAGAACAUUCAAAGCAAGGUGUGAUGAACAAUUUAAAUUUGAGGUUAAUGAAAUAUCAUGGAACAACACCAAUGAUCAAUUUUUUCUCACUAAUGGUCAUGGGUGUAUAAAUAUAUUAAGUUAUCCUGAGUUAAAACCACUGCAAACAUUACACGCUCAUCCUGCCAACUGUAUAUGUAUAAAGUUUGAUCCUAAAGGAAGAUACUUUGCUACUGGAAGUGCCGAUGCUUUAGUAAGUUUGUGGGAUCUGGAUGAGCUGGUUUGUGUUAGAACAUUCUCGAGAUUAGACUGGCCUGUAAGAACGCUCAGUUUUAGUCACGAUGGAGGGAUGCUAGCGUCUGGUUCUGAGGAUCUCAUUAUUGACAUAGCGAUGGUUGAGACAGGAGAGAGGAUAUGUGAAGUACAAUGCAAUGCUCCAACAUUUACAGUAGCCUGGCAUCCUCAGAAACCUCUUUUGGCAUUUGCCUGUGACGAUAAGGACAAACACGAUCGCGAUGCAGGCACUGUCCGUCUGUUUGGAUUACCCACCAACUCCUCUUAGGGUGCAUUUCGACUGAGUGUCGUAAAGUGAAAACCAAAUAUGUACAACAGCCAAUCAGAACAUAGGAUACUAUUCAAAGAGCCAAUUAGAAACGAAAGUAAAUACAAGCGAAUGCCUGAAGCGCGGGAAAACGCUAGUGACGAUUGGUUUUAGUUUUGAAUCUGAUUGGUUGAGAAAGUGGCGCGAAUAUUUUGGACCAGUUACAGAGCGAAGUGAAGCAAAACCAAAGCAAUCCCAGAUGUACUUGCGACACUGGAUUGAAAAUUGCUCCUGGUCAAAUAAUACAUUAGUGAAAUGGAACUUACGUGCAAACGCUCUUAACUUGUUUGAAACAAUUUCUAAACGGUUAAGAAAAGAUGAGAGGAUGUAUCCUCUCUUGGUUAUGUUGUUAUGUAUAUCUGUGCUUUUUUUUAUAGCCAUUUGAUUAUUGCGAAUCGCCGUGCAUUUGUGAAAUACACUGUUGAAUGAUAUUAUUAAAUAUCUCAUGUCGGAAA
Molecule: messenger RNA, 1476 nt
Organism: Pocillopora verrucosa
Lineage: Eukaryota; Metazoa; Cnidaria; Anthozoa; Scleractinia; Pocilloporidae
Product: THO complex subunit 3
Biological process (GO): mRNA export from nucleus
Cellular component (GO): THO complex part of transcription export complex
Molecular function (GO): protein binding
Source: RefSeq, a predicted model, not a curated record